This is a messenger RNA of Balearica regulorum gibbericeps (East African grey crowned-crane), 1488 nucleotides long. The record is from RefSeq and is a predicted model, not a curated record. NCBI's taxonomy places the organism in Eukaryota, Metazoa, Chordata, Aves, Gruiformes, Gruidae.
UUCCUUUGUUCGGUCUAUGUCCCGAUGUGCACGGAGAAGAUUAACAUCCCCAUAGGUCCCUGCGGUGGCAUGUGCCUCUCUGUCAAAAGGAGAUGUGAACCCGUUUUAAAAGAAUUUGGCUUUGCCUGGCCAGACAGCCUAAACUGCAGCAAAUUCCCACCCCAGAACGAUCACAACCACAUGUGCAUGGAGGGUCCAGGGGAUGAAGAGGUUCCCCUUCACAGCAAGACCUCCUUGCAGCCUGGAGAAGAGUGCCACAGCAUGGGAUCUAACUCGGAUCAGUACAUCUGGGUGAAGAGAAGCUUGAACUGUGUCCUGAAGUGUGGCUACGACGCCGGUCUCUACAGCAGGUCAGCUAAGGAAUUCACGGAUAUCUGGAUGGCUGUGUGGGCCAGUCUUUGCUUCAUCUCAACUGCCUUUACAGUCCUGACCUUCCUGAUUGAUUCAUCCAGAUUUUCCUACCCGGAGCGCCCAAUCAUAUUUUUGAGCAUGUGCUACAAUAUUUAUAGCAUUGCUUAUAUUGUGAGGCUAACUGUGGGCCGGGAAAGGAUAUCCUGUGAUUUUGAAGAGGCAGCAGAACCUGUUCUUAUCCAAGAAGGUCUUAAGAACACAGGAUGUGCUAUAAUUUUCUUGCUGAUGUAUUUUUUCGGGAUGGCUAGCUCCAUCUGGUGGGUUAUUCUCACAUUGACAUGGUUUCUGGCUGCAGGACUCAAGUGGGGCCAUGAAGCUAUAGAAAUGCACAGUUCUUAUUUCCAUAUUGCAGCCUGGGCUAUCCCCGCAGUGAAGACCAUCGUUAUUUUGAUUAUGAGACUAGUAGACGCAGAUGAGCUCACCGGUCUGUGCUACGUUGGGAACCAGAACCUAGAUGCUUUGACGGGCUUUGUCGUCGCUCCGCUUUUUACCUACCUGGUCAUUGGGACUUUAUUCAUUGCAGCGGGACUCGUGGCCUUAUUUAAAAUCAGGUCUAAUCUUCAAAAAGAUGGAACUAAAACUGACAAACUGGAAAGGCUGAUGGUCAAAAUCGGCGUCUUCUCAGUGCUGUACACCGUCCCAGCGACGUGUGUCAUCGCCUGUUAUUUCUACGAAAUCUCCAACUGGGCCAUUUUCCGCUAUUCGGCAGAUGAUUCCAAUAUGGCAGUGGAGAUGCUCAAAAUCUUCAUGUCCCUCCUGGUGGGUAUUACGUCAGGUAUGUGGAUCUGGUCAGCCAAAACUCUGCACACAUGGCAGAAGUGCUCCAACAGACUGGUGAACUCAGGGAAAGUGAAACGGGAGAAGAGAGCAGAUGGUUGGGUGAAACCUGGGAAAGGGAACGAGACCGUGGUAUGAGAAAAGGACGACACCCAGAUGGUCUGACUGCUCUCCCGUGAAGGAUUGACCACGUGUAAGCAUUGCUGUGUAAAUGUGGGGAGUAGAGUAGGGAGACGGUUACACAACCUGUCUCUGGGGGAUGGAAGAAAAAGCCUUAAAGAAUAAACAGCAAAAAAUCAU